This is a messenger RNA of Brachypodium distachyon (stiff brome), 1015 nucleotides long. RefSeq names its product lamin-like protein. The coding region runs from base 249 to 743 and encodes 164 amino acids. The transcript has 2 exons. The record is from RefSeq and is a predicted model, not a curated record. Gene Ontology annotation, cellular component: plasma membrane. Gene Ontology annotation, molecular function: electron transfer activity. Lineage: Eukaryota; Viridiplantae; Streptophyta; Magnoliopsida; Poales; Poaceae.
ACGAUAUUUUGGUUGAGGCAUUUGCUCGUGUAACCUCACUAAAGAAGGAGCCAUUCGCUCCGUCGCUCGCCCCCACCGCCGCCCUGCCCCCAUGUGCCCCCUCUUUUAAAGACAGCAGCCAGCGUCUCAGCUAAAUCCUUUCUCCCACAUUCAGCUCGUCCCAUUUCAAGCACACCGGCGCGCGCACACAAACACAUCUGCGAGUUCUCUCUGAUUCGUGUGAGCAGCAGCAGCUGCUCCGGGGGACGAUGGUGCGGCGGAGAGCUGCGUGGGCCGCGCUGCUGGUCGCGCUGGCCGCCUGCGCGGCGCUGCCGGCGACGACGACGGCCAACAAGAUCUCCAUCAACUGGGCGCCCAACACCAACUACACCGUCUGGGAGCAGACCCACGGGCCCUUCUACAAGGGCGACUGGCUCGUGUUCUACUACACGACGGGGCAGGCGGACGUGGUGGAGGUGAACGAGUCCGGGUACAACCGGUGCGACGCCAGCAACGCCAUCUACAACUACAGCAAGGGCCGAAGCUUCGCCUUCGAGCUCAACCAGACCAAGACCUACUACUUCAUCUGCAGCUUCGGGUACUGCCCGGGCGGGAUGCGCCUCGCCAUCAAGUCCCAGAAGCUGCCGCCGCCGUCGCCGCCGCCCUCCGCCCACGACAGGUCCGCCGCGCUCGCCAGGUCGCACGCCGGGCUCGUCCUCUACGCCGCCGCCGCCGUCCUCGCCGCGCUCCUCAGGAUGCUCUAGGCACUCUCCUGGAGCCCGGUUCCGUCCAGUUCGUUUGUUAGAUUUGGUUGUGGAGUUCCCUUUUUUCAUUUUCUUUGCUUGUUUCUACUCCAGUGUUGUGUUGUGCCUAGGCUACGUAGAGCAGUAGUUUUAGUUUUACCACGUUCUUUGGUCGCGGUUUCAUUAGCGGUGUGGAUUUGCUGAACCAAAUGGUUAAGCACCCAUUAAUUAUUUUGUCAAGUGUGAAGAAAGAAUGCGCCUUGAAUCGUAAGAAAAAACACUUCCCUUUCACA